Messenger RNA from Lathyrus sativus (Indian pea), 2361 nucleotides. Lineage: Eukaryota; Viridiplantae; Streptophyta; Magnoliopsida; Fabales; Fabaceae. The record is from the annotation of a GenBank genome assembly.
AUGGAUACGGCAUCGCAGCUCGUCUACCGUGGAAUCGAUCCCUUCCUCCGUUCCUCUCAUUCCCACCGUCACAAAAACCUCUCUCUCCGUCGCCGUUCAAACCGUAUCUCCGCUGUCGCCACCGAUCCUAAACCUGCUCCGGUCACUACGGUCAAUGGUUCGUCUUCAAAGUCUCCACCUACCAAACCUGUCAACGGUGUCUCCCAGAGAAUUGGUGAUGUUUCCAAGGAGAUUAAAAGAGUAAGGGCGCAAAUGGAAGAAGAUGAACAAUUGGCGACUCUUAUGAGAGGUCUUCGAGGUCAGAAUCUUUCAGAUUCCCUCUUUGCUGAAGAUGAUGUUCAGCUACGUCUUGUUGAGGUAGAUGAAAGUAGUGAGUUUUUACCAUUGGUGUAUGAACCAGCUAGCAUUACUGCAUAUUGGGGAAAACGUCCUCGCUCCGUUGCAACUCGCAUUGUACAGUUACUAUCUGUUGCUGGAGGUUUUCUUUCACGUGUUGCCUGGGAUGUGAUUAACAAGAAGGUUAAAGAGAAUGAAGUUGCUAGGGCAAUUGAAAUACGUGAAAUUGUGACAUCUUUGGGUCCAGCAUACAUCAAACUUGGGCAAGCAUUGAGCAUUCGACCUGAUAUACUGUCACCUGCAGCAAUGACGGAGCUGCAGAAGCUCUGUGAUAAAGUUCCUUCAUUUGCAGAUGAUGUGGCUAUGGCUCUAAUUGAAGAGGAGCUUGGUCAGCCAUGGCAAAAUUUCUAUUCUGAACUAUCACCCUCUCCCAUUGCCGCCGCAUCUCUCGGACAAGUAUAUAAGGGCCGCCUCAAGGAAAAUGGGGAUUUGGUUGCUGUUAAAGUCCAAAGACCUUUUGUUCUAGAGACUGUUACCAUUGAUUUAUUCAUUAUCAGGAACCUUGGUUUAGCUCUUCGAAAGUUUCCUCAGAUCUCCAUUGAUGUGGUUGGGUUGGUUGACGAAUGGGCUGCUCGAUUUUUUGAAGAGUUAGACUAUGUGAAUGAAGGUGAAAAUGGAAACCGUUUCGCCGAAAUGAUGAAGAAAGACCUGCCACAGGUUGUAAUUCCAAGGACUUACAGCAAGUAUACAUCAAGGAGGGUUCUUACGACAGAAUGGAUUGAUGGAGAGAAGCUUUCACAGAGCAAAGAAAGCAACGUCGGAGAAUUGGUCAAUGUUGGAGUCAUCUGCUACCUAAAACAGCUGCUUGAUACUGGAUUUUUUCAUGCUGAUCCACACCCAGGGAAUAUGAUCCGUACUCCUGAUGGAAAACUUGCGAUACUUGACUUUGGGCUUGUUACGAAAUUGACUGACGAUCAAAAGUAUGGAAUGAUUGAAGCAAUUGCUCAUCUCAUCCAUCGAGAUUAUACAGCCAUAGUGAAAGACUUUGUUAAACUCGGUUUCAUUCCAGAUGGAGUCAAUUUAGAGCCUAUCUUGCCGGUGCUUGCCAAAGUAUUUGACCAGGCUUUAGAAGGUGGAGGGGCAAAAAACAUAAAUUUUCAAGAUCUGGCAUCAGAUUUAGCUCAAAUUACCUUUGAUUAUCCGUUUAGGAUACCCCCAUACUUUGCUCUUAUAAUCAGAGCUAUCGGGGUUCUUGAAGGGAUAGCUUUAGUUGGAAAUCCUGAUUUUGCCAUUGUUGACGAAGCCUAUCCAUAUAUUGCACAGAGGCUUCUGACGGAUGAAUCCCCUCGGCUAAGGAGUGCUCUACGUUACACUAUAUAUGGGAAAUCUGGAGUUUUUGAUGCUGAAAGAUUUAUCGAUGUCAUGCAAGCCUUUGAGAAUUUUAUUACAGCUGCCAAAAGUGGAGGUGGAGAGGAUCUGAAAGGGGAUAUGGCUGAGCUUGGGAUUGUUAAUAACAGGUCAGAAUAUCUCUUGUCGGGAUUCCAGUCUGUGAUACCUCAACAGCAGCCUGUGGAAACAAGGGCAGCCCUAGCAUUUUUGCUGUCUGAUAAGGGGAAUUUUUUCCGAGAAUUUCUUUUGGACGAGAUUGUUAAGGGCAUUGAUGCAGUAACUAGGGAACAACUGGUAAAAAUAAUGUCCUUACUAGGAGUUCAGAAUGCAAUCCCUAUUUUUAAUAUGGUACCUACUAUUGGACGCUUUAAGCCCGCAGCUCUUAUACCCACCAUAACCGAAGAGGAUAAGAUUAUACUAAACAAUGUCCAGAAAGUCCUGGAGUUCUUGACUGCAGGAAGUUCUCUGUCAAGCAUAUCUAGUCAAAGCACAUCUAGUCAGGCACUCAAUGUUCCUCAGAUUAUCCAAGAACUUCUGCCAGUGUUGCCGGGUAUUUCUACUAAAGUGCUUCCUGAUGUUUUUAGCAGAUUAUCUUCUCGGGUAUUCGCGCGAUUAAUCCGUGAUGCAUUUUUGUAA